AUGGAGCGUGAUGCGCGCGAGCUGAAGCGUGAUGCGCGCGAGCUGAAGCGUGAUGCGCGCGAGCUGAAGCGUGAUGCGCGCGAGCUGAAGCGUGAUGCGCGCGAGCUGAAGCGUGAUGCGCGCGAGCUGAAGCGUGAUGCGCGCGAGCUGAAGCGUGAUGCGCGCGAGCUGAAGCGUGAUGCGCGCGAGCUGAAGCGUGAUGCGCGCGAGCUGAAGCGUGAUGCGCGCGAGCUGAAGCGUGAUGCGCGCGAGCUGAAGCGUGAUGCGCGCGAGCUGAAGCGUGAUGCGCGCGAGCUGAAGCGUGAUGCGCGCGAGCUGAAGCGUGAUGCGCGCGAGCUGAAGCGUGAUGCGCGCGAGCUGAAGCGUGAUGCGCGCGAGCUGAAGCGUGAUGCGCGCGAGCUGAAGCGUGAUGCGCGCGAGCUGAAGCGUGAUGCGCGCGAGCUGAAGCGUGAUGCGCGCGAGCUGAAGCGUGAUGCGCGCGAGCUGAGCAGGCAGCCAGGCAGAGCAGAGCGACAGCCGUCGGCAGCGGGCCAAGCAGCGGUGUGCUGCCUGCUCUGCCGGCCCGUUACCGAGGUCCCCCAUGCCUCCUCCACCUGCUUCUGUACCAUUACAGACGACACACCCAUCCUGGGCAUUAAUGCCACAAGCCCUGAAGGCCAGAGCAUCAUCUACACCAUUGUGGAGGGGGACCCCGCACUGCAGUUUGACAUUGGCUUCGACACCGGCGUCAUCAGCGUUAUCAACUUCCUGGACUACGAGGUCGCCGCCUCCUACCGGCUGACGGUCAGAGCCACAGACUCCCUGACAGGCGCCAGGGCGGAGGUCGAUGUAGACGUGACGGUUCUGGACGUCAAUGACAACUCUCCGGUGUUUGAGAAGAUGUCAUACCGGGCGGUCCUGUCGGAGACGGCGAUGAUUGGGACUCCGGCGCUGCAGGUCGUAGCAACCGACCGAGAUUCGGAGAAGAACAACGCGGUACGCUACCAGAUCUUCUCGGACGUCUACAACAGCACGGACUACUUCCACAUCGACAGCAGCAGCGGCCUCAUCCUGACCGCUCGCUUGCUUGACCACGAGCUCGUCCAGCGCUACGAGUUCAUUGUCCGGGCGACGGAUAACGGCUUCCCGCCUCUGAGCAGCGAAGUGUCAGUCACGGCCGUGGUUAACGACAUGAACGACAACCCUCCCAUCUUCAACCAGCUGCUCUACGAAGCGUAUGUCAGCGAGCUGGCACCCAGAGGCCACUUCGUCACCUGCGUUCAGGCGUCAGACGCUGACAGCUCAGACUUCGACAAACUAGAGUACAGCAUCUUGUCGGGAAACGAGAGGAUGAACUUUGUGAUGGAUGGGCAGUCUGGGAUCGUAACACUGUCGGGCCAUCGCAAGCAGAGGAUGGAGCCGACCUACAACCUGAACGUGUCUGUUUCUGAUGGCGUGUUCACCAGCACGGCUCAGGUCCACGUCGCGGUCCGGGGAGCGAACCUCUACAGCCCUGCAUUCGCCCUGAACACCUACGAGGGGGAGGUGCGUGAGAACGCACCUGUGGGCACCAAGGUCGCACAGGUGAAGGCGACAGACGCAGACCCAGGAGUAUUCGGACAGAUCUCCUACUCGUUCGCCAACGAAGUGGGCAAGGACCAGUUCAGCGUGGACGCCAGCGGGCAGAUCACCACCCUGGAGAAGCUAGACCGUGAGGAGCCAGAUAACAGGGACGUCACGCUGAGCGUGGUAGCCCGGGAUGGCGGCGACAGGGCCGCCUUCUGCACGGUGCGCGUCACCCUCCUGGACGAGAACGACAACAGCCCUCGCUUCAGAGCCAACGAGUACCGGGCGUCUGUUAAGUCGGACGUGGGGAAGGGCUACCUGGUGACCCAGAUCCAGGCGGUGGAUCCUGACGACGGGGCGAACGCCCGGGUGACAUACUCCCUCUACAGCGAGGCUCACGUCCCCGUGGUGGACAUCCUGGAGAUCGAUCCCGACAACGGCUGGAUGGUUACCAAGGGCAGCUUCAGCCACUUGCGCAACUCGGUGCUGUCGUUCUUUGUGAAGGCGCUGGACGGAGGAGUCCCGGUCAGACACUCACUGGUCUCUGUCUACAUCCACGUCCUGGCGCCCGAUGCACUCCUGCCGGCGUUCAGCCAACCGCAGUACUCCUUCUCUGUCCCCGAGGACACGCCCCUCGGCUCUGCCAUUGGGUCUGUUCGCCUUGUGGUCCCACCCUCUCUGACCUCUGUUCCCGUGUCGUUUGCCCUGGUGAACGGUGAAACCGGCGAGAACAACCAAGAUGGCGUCCUGGUGGUGGAGAAAGACACCGGGGUGGUUAAGGUGGACAAGCCCCUGGACCACGAGCUCAUCAAGGCCUUCUACUUCAAGCUGACGGCCACGCUGCCGCAGGCCAAGAUGGAUGCUGUCACCAGCGUGGACGUGGAGGUGCGGAUCCUCGACCUCAACGACAACAAGCCGGCGUUCGAGUCCAGCGCGUACGAAACCACUGUCAUGGAAGGGAUGCCCGUGGGGACCAGGAUCAUCCAGGUCCAGGCCUCCGACCCCGACUCCGGAGCCAACGGGCAGGUCACCUACAGCCUGGGGACGUCGGCCCAGGGCGAGGCUGAAGGCGCGUCCGCCGCUUUCUCCAUCGACAGCAACAGCGGCUGGGUCUCCAGUCUGAGGGAGCUGGACCACGAGACACACCCGUCCUACACCUUCACCGUGGUGGGCUCGGACCUGGGGGAGGUCCUGGCGUUGUCCUCCACCACCACAGUGCUGGUGGCCGUGUCGGACGCCAACGACAACCCUCCCCGGUUCGUGGAGGAGCGGUACUGGGGCUCUGUGCGGGAGAGCGACCCCCCAGGGGAGGUGGUGGCAGUCCUGAACACGCGUGACGACGAUAGCUCCAGCGUGAACCGGCAGGUCAGCUACCACAUCACAGGAGGGAACCCGCGGGGAGUGUUUGCACUGGGCCAGGUGCAGGGGGAGUGGAAGAUGUACGUGAAGAGGCCACUGGACCGUGAGGAGCAGGACCUCUACACACUUAACGUAACCGCUAGCGACGGACUCUUCGUCACCAGGGCAACGGUGGAGGUGGCGGUGACAGACGCCAACGACAACAGACCCGUUUGUGACCAGGCGCUGUACACAGCUUUGCUGCUGGAGGACGUGGCGGUGGGCCGGGUGGUGGUGAAGGUGGGGGCGUCCGACCCAGAUCUGGGGCUGCACUCCUGGCUGCAGUACUCCCUGCAGGGCCCAGGGGCCCUGGACUUCACCAUGGACCCUGACACCGGUGAGAUCCAGACCGCCGCCCCUCUGGACCGGGAGAAGACUCCGGUGUACCGGCUGGUAGCCCAGGCGAUAGACGGGGGUGGUCUGUGGUGCCGGUCUGUGGUGCAGCUCAGCCUGCUGGACGUGAACGACCACGCCCCAGUGUUCUCCCUGCCGCUGUAUGCUGCCAGCGUGUACGAACACACCGCACCCAGAGCCCUGCUCACACGCAUCCAGGCCAGCGACCCCGACGAGGGCUCCAGUCGCAGGGUACUGUACUCCCUGGCUGACUCUGCAGAGGGCAGCUUCUCCAUUGACCAGACGACGGGCAUCGUGGUUCUGGAGCGUUCCCUGGACCGCGAGCAGCAGCCAUCCUACCUGAUCACGGUGCGGGCCUCCGACCAGGGCUCGCCGCGCCUCUCCUCGCUGGCCAACGUGACCGUGACGGUGCUGGACAUCAAUGACAACCCCCCGGUGUUCUGGCGGCGCGACGCGCUGGCCAGCGUGGCGGAGGACGCGGCCGUGGGGGAGGAGGUGCUCAGAGUGCAUGCCGCCAGCAAGGACAUCGGCACCAACGCAGAGAUCACAUACAGCAUCCGCUCUGGGAACGAGCACGGGAAGUUCCACAUCCACCCUCUGACUGGAGCCGUCCUGGUAUCCAGCCGCCUGGACUAUGAGACCUGUAAAGACUACUUCCUGACUCUCGAGGCCACAGACGGCGGGACUCCGCCCCUCAGUGCUGUUACCACGGUGAACAUCAAUGUAACGGACGUCAACGACAACGCCCCCAUGUUCAGCCGGGACGCCUACGUUGCUGUGGUAGCGGAGGAUGCUGCCAUCGGGGAGCCCGUCGUCAAGCUGACAGCAGAAGAUGUGGACAGCCAGGUGAACGGGGAGGUGGAGUACUCCAUCGUUAGUGGAGACAGAGACAAACACUUCUACAUCAACCCUGUCACUGGCCUACUGAAGAUCAACAAGCAGCUGGACCGAGAGAUGGUGUCAGGGUACUCUCUCUCGGUCAGGGCCCAGGAUGGAGGCUCCGCCCCCAUGUUCUCCACUGUCACGGUCAACAUCGACGUCUCCGACAUCAAUGACAAUCCACCCACCUUCAGCCCGGCCAACCUCACUACCGUCAUCCAGGAGAACAAGGCCAUCGGCACCAGCAUCCUCCAGCUGUCCGUCACCGACCAGGACUCCACCCACAACGGUCCUCCGUUUGAGUUCCAUAUCCUGUCUGGCAAUGAGGGCGGAGAGUUCCUAUUGGAACGCGACGGGACUCUCGUAGCCAAUCAGGUGUUCAGGAGAGAGCUCGCCACGGAGUACGUCAUCAUGGUCCAGGUGAAGGAUUCUGGGAAGCCUCGCCUGUCGUCGUCGUCCACGGUAACGGUGCGUGUCAUAGAGGAGAGUCUGCACAGGCCCGUGGCGUUGCCCCUGGAGAUCAGCAUCGUCACUAUGGAGGACGAGUUCCCAGGCGGGGUGAUAGGUCAGCUCCAUGCCACCGACGCCGACCCGUAUGACGCGCUGGUGUUCGGCCACGCCCCCCCGGCCCAGCGCAGCCUCUUCAAGAUCAGCCCCCGUGACGGCCGCAUCAUCGCCCUGAGCGGGCUGGACGCAGGCCGCUACGCCCUCAACGCCACGGUGACGGACGGCCGCUUCACCGUGAGCGUGCCCGUGAGCGUGCACGUGCGGCAGGCCUCACUGGAGAUGUUGCGCCAGGCGGUGACCGUGCGCUUUGAGAGCGCCGCGCCGCACCACUUCGUUGCCACCUACCUCGACGCUGUCGUCCGGGUGCUGCGGGUCGCCGCUGAGACGCAGGGGAAGAGGGACGAGCUGCACGUGCUCAGUCUGCAGCCCGUGGGCGGAACGCAGCAGCUGGACCUGCUGGUCGCCGUGGAGACGGCGGAGGGAGGGUUCUACCAGGCGGCGUACCUGACGCAGAAGCUGAGCGCUGCCAGGAGGAGCCUGGAGCACCUGCUCAGGGUGUCAGCCAUCCUGGAGAAGAACUGCUCCGGCCUGGACUGCAGGGGGGGCCGCUGUGAGCAGAGCAUCCAGCUAGACUCACACCACCUGGUGGUCUACUCCACCCCCAGGAUCAGCUUUGUGUCUCCUCGCUUCCACCGCUCCGCCCGCUGCUCCUGCACAGACUCCAGCUGCCCCCCCUCGGGGCUGUGUGAGGGGCAGCCCUGCCCCGGGGACAUGCAGUGCGUGGCCUCCGGGGGCGCUGCCUCCGGGGGCGCUGCCUCCGGGGGCACGACUGGGCCCUACGUCUGCCAGUGCCCUGCUGGGAAGCUGGGGGAGUGUGCAGGCCAAGCGUCUCUCAGCUUCUCAGGGAACAGCUAUAUAAAGUACCAGGUGUCAGACGGCCUCAGAGGAGAGAUGAAGCUGGAACUACGAAUCAGAACCCUGCAGAGCCGAGGAAUCAUCAUGUACACACACUCUGACCCCUGCACCCUGCUCAAGCUGGAGGAGGGAAGGCUGUGGUUCCAGCUGGACUGUGGCAGCGUCCCUGGUCACCCUGGGGUGCCUGGCAACGCCUUGGGAGCGCUGGGCAUCUCAGGGCGGCCCGUCAACGAUGGGAAGUGGCACUCCGUCUCCCUGGAGCUGAACUCCAACUUCACCAGCCUGUCUCUGGACGAUAGCUACGUGGAGCGACGCCGUGGACCGCCCCGCAUGCUGCCUCUCGGCCCCGACGGAGCCAUCUACUUUGGAGCCCAGGUGCAGCCCCCGAACCCCAGCAGCCUGCUGGACAGUAAGACGGGUCCCAGGGUGCUGGAUGGGUUCCAGGGCUGCCUGGACUCUGUGGUGCUCAACAACAACCAGCUGCCGCUGCACAACAAGCGCAGCCGCUACGCCGAGGUGGUGGGUCUGACGGAGCUGAGGCUGGGGUGCUACCUCUACCCCGAUGCCUGCCUCGCCCUGCCCUGUCUCAACGGGGCCACCUGCACCAGCCUACCCUCUGGUGGUUUUGCGUGUAGUUGCAGCCUCCAGUACACCGGAGGGCGCUGUGAGACAGAGGUGACGGUGUGCAUUCCCAACCCGUGUCAGAACAGUGGCGUGUGUAAAGCCCUCGGCAAUGCCUUCCUGUGUGGCUGUAGACGAGGCUUCAGAGGGUUGACAUGCCAGGAGGAUGUGAACGAGUGUGAGCGGGGCUCUCCGGAAGGGGAGUGUGAGAACGGGGGUGUGUGUGUGAACACUCACGGCUCCUUCUACUGUAACUGCUCCCUGGGCUUUGUGGGGCAGCGCUGCGGGCUGCGUCCCGUGGUGGUGCCCGACAUGCAGGCUGGCCACGCCCUGCUGGGGAAGGAGGAGCUUAUUGGCCUGGCUGCCGUGCUGCUCGUCAUCAUCGUCCUGAUCGUUCUCUUCAUUGCGCUGAGGAAGAAGGUGUUCCAGAAGAACUACUCCCGUAACAACCUGUCCCUGGUGCAGGACCCGGCCACGGCCGCGCUGCUCAACAAGGCUAACGGGCUGCAGUUCUCGGCACUGCGCUGCUCUCCGGCCGACAGCCUCAACUUGUACGCAGAGGCGGGGCUGGGGCUGGGGGCCGGGGGCCCCCCCCAGGUGCCCGUCAGGCCGAUGGCGUACACGCCAUGUUUCCAGGGCGACCCGCGCACAACACUGGACAAGAUGGCGGACGGGCGGGGGGCGGAGCUGACGGAGAUGACCACCUUCCACCCUGAGUCGCCACGGAUACUGGGCACCGGCGGGCGCAGGGGCGUGGUGGUGUGCAGUGUAGCACCCAACAUGCCGCCCGUGUCGCCAUGCCGGUCUGACUGUGACUCCCUCCGCAAGAGCCCUUGGGACGACGAGGGUAAGAUGGUGGAAAUGGGCGAGGAGGUCACCUGUUUCUCCGGGAGCAACAAAGGAAGCAGCUCCGAGGUCCAAUCAUUGAGCUCCUUUCAGUCCGACUCCUGCGAUGACAACGCCUCCAUAGUUACCGUCAUUCGACUGGUCAAUGAUGCUGUCGACACGAUCGAAAACGAAGUGUCAGUCAUGGACCAAGGUCAGAGCUACAAUAGAGCGUACCACUGGGACACGUCUGACUGGAUGCCCAGCACACGGCUCCCUGACAUCCAGGAGCUGCCCACCCACGAGGGGGCCCCGGGGGGCCAGGGGGCCCCGGGGGGCCAGGGCCCUGGGUCGGCACAGCUGGGGAGCAGCAGCCGGGAGCUGGAGACUGAUUACUACCUGGGGGGCUACGACAUUGACAGCGACUACCCCCCCCCUCACGAGGAGGACUUCCUGGGCCAGGACCAGAUGCCCCCGCCCCUGCCCCUGCCCCUGGAGGAGGACUACCAGGAGCCCCCCUACGACACGCUGCCCCCCUCCCAGACCCCCUCCCAGACCCCGUCCACCCAGAGCACCCUGAGCGGGAGGGGCGUCCACUCAGCACGUCCAGACUUCCACCCCAGCCAGUACCUGCCCCCCCACCAACCUCCUCAGGGGGGGGAGGAGUUCAGCCCACUUCUGGUAGGGGGAGGGGUGCCCGCGGGCAGCGUGGGGGAGGAGGGCUCUUUGAGGCUUUCGGGCGGAGCCUGGUCGGCCUCGGACGCCUCCACGCCGGUGCUGGAUGACUCAGCGAGCAGCGACCUGGACAGCCUGGAUGACACGCACCGUGGCAAUACCAUCACCAUGGAGACGCCGCUGCGCCGCGGUGACACCGUCACCAUGGAGACACAGCUGCGCCGCGGUGACAUCGUCACCAUGGAGACGCAGCAGCAGACCGAGGUGUAGCCUCACCGUGACCCUGUCGAGGAGACACUGGGGGAGGGGAGGGGGGGGGAGAGCGGGGGGGUGGGGGGGGGGAGUGACGGGGAAGCAGGUAGUACUCGAGAAAAGAGAGCAGAGAAGUAAGUGAACAGCCAGGCUGAGAAGAGAACCUUCUGGAGAUGAACCUUCAGACAUAAAGAAGUUAGAAUGGAAAAGAGGAUAAAGAUACAGAAUGUUAAAGUGAAGGUAGAAAACAAGGACAAUCACCCCCUUAUCUAAUACCCCCCACCUCCAGGCCAAGCACACUGAACUCUACAACCCUAACCUGCUCAGAGCUUGUACAGAAUGUGAGACAGUAUGAAUCCAGUAUCAGGAUGAAAGGGAUGACAAUACUAGUGCAAUCAAAUCUGCCUGGGUCCGUAUUCCAAGAAAAUCAUCUGGACUUAUUACUACCCCAACCUCUCCCGACCCCACCUUGACCUCUUCUGACCACACCCUGACCCCACCCUGACCUCCCACCCUGACCCCAGCCCGACCCCACCUUGACCUCUUCUGACCACACCCUGACCCCACCCUGACCUCCCACCCUGACCC
Osmerus eperlanus (European smelt) is the source of this 8559-nucleotide messenger RNA. RefSeq names its product FAT atypical cadherin 3a (gene fat3a). The record is from RefSeq and is a predicted model, not a curated record. Gene Ontology annotation, cellular component: cell-cell junction; plasma membrane. The transcript is spliced from 24 exons. Gene Ontology annotation, biological process: homophilic cell-cell adhesion. Gene Ontology annotation, molecular function: calcium ion binding. Bases 1 to 7989 code for a protein of 2662 amino acids. NCBI's taxonomy places the organism in Eukaryota, Metazoa, Chordata, Actinopteri, Osmeriformes, Osmeridae.